Molecule: messenger RNA, 2583 nt
Organism: Pseudopodoces humilis (Tibetan ground-tit)
Lineage: Eukaryota; Metazoa; Chordata; Aves; Passeriformes; Paridae
Gene: RMI1
Product: RecQ mediated genome instability 1
Biological process (GO): resolution of meiotic recombination intermediates; double-strand break repair via homologous recombination
Cellular component (GO): nuclear body; RecQ family helicase-topoisomerase III complex
Molecular function (GO): nucleotide binding
Source: RefSeq, a predicted model, not a curated record
ACGGAACCCUGGUGCCCACAGCAGCCCUCGGCGGUUGAGGCCCCACGACACAGGCCCUCUCGCACCGCUGUGUCACGCAGCGCCGCCGAGCGAGGGAAUUCAGUCUCUUACCGUGAAAGAAAAUGUCUACAUCUAGCAUUGUAGCAAGAGUGGAAACCUGGCUUUCAUCCACAUGGCACAUUAAAGUUCCUUUAACAUGGCUGGCAGCAUGUAUUAAUUGGAUCCAGGAAGAAAACAGUGGUAGUAAUUUAAGUCAAGAUCAGAUUAAUAAGCAGGUAUUUGAACAAUGGCUUCUUACCGAUCUGAGAGACUUGGAAUAUCCAGUUUUGCCUAACUGCAUCUUAGAUACUCCCAAGGGAGAGUUAUCAGGCUGCUACUCCAUACAGAUUGAUUCACUGGUGGAUGUUAGCCAGCCAGCAUAUUCUCAGUUGCAGAAGCUAAGAGGGAAAAGCACUGUAAAUGAAGAAGUAACAGGCAGUUCUCAGGCAUUCCAGAAGCCCUGGGAAGCAAAGCCUACUCGAAUGCUGAUGCUGCAACUAACUGAUGGCAUACAUCAAAUUCAGGGCAUGGAGUAUCAACCGGUGCCCGUUCUGUGCAGUAAUCUUCCUCCUGGAACAAAAAUCACAGUACAGGGCACUAUUGCAUAUCGUCUUGGUGUUCUUCUGCUUAAGCCAGAAAAUGUGAAACUGUUGGGGGGUGAAGUUGACGCUCUUCUUGAGGAUUACUGUCAGGAAAGGGUCCUUGCUAGAUUAAUUGGAGAAGCUGAAAACCCUAAUUCUGUUGGACAAGCUGGACAUGAACAGAUUUUUGCAAGGCCCGUGGAUGAAUUAGAACAAACUCUUGGCCCUUCAGAUGAAGAGCUUUUAGCCAGCCUUGAUGAAAAUAAUGAAUUUACUUUAAACAACAGAACAUCUUUAGAAAGUGGAUACUGUAGUAGAAGCAACAAUUUUAAUACAGCCUCAGAUUCACUGUCUGCGCACAAUGGAAAUGUUUUGCUACAAAAACCUGGAAGUCCUUUGCCUCACUCAGAUGAACAAGUUUUGCCUCCUGUAGAAUAUGCUGAUGCCUUUUUAAAUGAUUUUCCUUUAGAAGAUGACUUUCUUCUGGAAGAAGAAAUGCAAAGAGAGAUGGAAGAAGUGCCACCAGUAGACAUGAACAGAAACAUAGGUUUAAUUACUGACAGACUUCCACAUACAUCUAGAAGUUCCUGCCCUUCGUCUUUAAAUGGCACUGGUGAAGAAGACCAUGUGAAUGGAAGAGAUAAGCCCAGGGAAGCUAUCAGCAAGGAAAAGAAUGUGAGAAGAAUGAUACUUGAUGAAGAUGGAAAUAGCAUAAGUAACUUUUUGCAGCACAAGGGCUUAUGUCAGACCUGCAGUUCAUCUGAUUUUUCUUUGGAAAAUCCUCCUAAGGAAGGGCAGAAUUAUACAGACCUAGAUGAGAGCAGAUACAAACACCAACACACUUCUGACAGCAGGGUAUUAAAUGAUGAUCCUAUGUUUUCCCUAAAAAUGGAUCCAGAAGGAGAUCAGCAGGAUCAUGAUUUACAGAUUUUUCCUUGCAAGGAAGUAGAGGCACAUUUAGAUUUAGAUUCUCCACCUUUCACAUAUAUUUCCGUUCUCCUUGCAAAAAAACCAGAAACUGUUACAGUUCUGAAAGUUAAAUGUUUUAUUGUCACUCUCACUGGAAGCCUUACAAAAAGCAAUGGGUCCUGGGGUAUAAAGGCAAAAAUUUCUGAUGGCUCCGCUUAUCUUGAAGUAGAUUUUGCUGAUGAUAUUCUAACAAGUUUGAUUGGCUUUUCAGUGCCUGAAAUGAAUAAGCUGAAAAAGGAUCCAGCUUUACGUCUAAAACUUAAGGAUGGUUUAGAGAAAUGUCAAAAACAGCUGAUAGAUCUCUGUUGUUUGAUGACUAUUGAGUUUAAUCCAUUUCAGUCUAAAGCUACUGUAUUAAUUCUCCAGGAAGCUGAUGCUAGGCAUCUAGAACAAUUGAAGAAACGUUUGAAUAAAUAACGUGUGCAAACUUGCAGACUGUAUAUUAGGGAAUGUUUAAGUCAGAUUUCCCUUGAAGAACUCUUGAAAGUUAAGUGAUGUGUCUUAUCAGGAAUUAUAAUGUAAAAGUGUGACAAGGAAAUUACUUGUUGGAGCAAAGCUGAGCGUUUUGUUUCUAAUGGUAAUAGUAUUGCAAUAAGAUUUCAAAUAUUUGUGUUUUGAUUUUUUCAUUCUGCAAAAUCCUGUGUGUUCUAGACUGGUAAUCCUGAGUAGCAGAAUUUGUCAGGAAAUGUGUAACAAUGAACAAACCAUCUUGUUACUUUACUUUUUCAGGUACUUACCUGAUUUUUAAAAGAAAGGUACAGGAGACUCUGAGUUUUUUCUUGGAGAAAAUCAGUUGAAUAAAUUUAAAUAACAAAUUAUUGUUCAAAUACAGUCUCUUCUGACUAUGCCAAUCUGGAGACUCAAAUCUAUAUUCACUGUGCAAGAACCUAAAGUAUAGAGAAAUGAAAGAUUGACUUCUAAAUACUCAGGGAAAGAAAAUCCAAUCCUAUACAAAAUGUGAGGGAAAGAAAAUCCAAUCCUAUACAAAAGAAAA